Molecule: messenger RNA, 678 nt
Organism: Corticium candelabrum
Lineage: Eukaryota; Metazoa; Porifera; Homoscleromorpha; Homosclerophorida; Plakinidae
Product: ubiquitin-conjugating enzyme E2Q-like protein 1
Exons: 1
Coding region: 1-678 (225 amino acids)
Source: RefSeq, a predicted model, not a curated record
AUGAUCUCCCUAUUGAAAAGGUUUCGACGAACACAGACGAAUGGCGGCACAGAGAAGGAACACGACAAGGAGGAAGGCGCUAGCAAGACAGAAUACGACGACGAGGAACCCGAGGAGGGAAAGCCGGUGUCGCGACCCAAAACAUCUUCAUGUCGCCUCUCUAGAUCUCAGAGCACGACGUUGGGUCAGAAGCGUCUAAUGAAAGAGUACCAGCAGUAUUCGACGAACAAGAGCGACUACUUCACGGUCGAACUCGUCGACGAUAUGUUAACAAACUGGAACAUCAAAGUCUCCAAGUUCGAUCCCGACAGUCACAUCGCGCAAGACAUGACGAGAAUGGGCAUUCCGCACGUUGUCCUAAACGCCGCCUUUCCCGACGACUACCCGUUGAGACCGCCAUUUCUGCGCGUCGUCUGUCCUCGGAUCGACAACGGAUUUAUCUUGCGCGGUGGUGCGAUCUGUAUGGAAUUGUUGACGCAGAAAGGAUGGUCGAGCGCUUACACGAUCGAAGCCGUCGUCAUGCAGUUUGUGUCGACGGUCGUGAAGGGAAAGGGGAAAAUAGCGAAGUGGGGAAAGAAUAAGGAAUAUAAGAAGAAGGAUGCGGAGAAGACGUUUAGAGAAGUGGUGAUGCUGCACGAUGCGAAAGGCUGGCGAACUCCGCCCAAGUGGGAGGGGUGA